This is a messenger RNA of Olea europaea var. sylvestris, 2222 nucleotides long. RefSeq names its product nicalin-1-like. Gene Ontology annotation, biological process: regulation of signal transduction. Gene Ontology annotation, cellular component: endoplasmic reticulum membrane. The record is from RefSeq and is a predicted model, not a curated record. The transcript is spliced from 14 exons. NCBI's taxonomy places the organism in Eukaryota, Viridiplantae, Streptophyta, Magnoliopsida, Lamiales, Oleaceae. The coding region runs from base 89 to 1813 and encodes 574 amino acids.
AUUGCACACAUUCUCGGUUCUCACAAGUCACAUCACAUUGUCUAAACUACUUCAACCCCACCACAGUCCACCCAACCUCAAGCUCCUAAUGGCGAAUUCUCCGAAGAAAGUUCAAAAUCCGAAACCCUCAUCAGUGUUAAUCGAUCCCGUGUAUUCUUCAAUGAUCACACUAUUGAUAUUAGUGAUGGCCUGCAUCGAAAUUUGCGACGCCGUAACGGUGGUCGAUGUGUACCGGCUUGUGCAAUACGAUAUUGGUGGCGUGCCGUUCGGAUCUCGACUCGCUUCACUCAACCAUCACGCCGGUUCUUCGUUUUUUUCUUCAUCGUCUGGGGCUGCCGCGGAUCUCUCCCGCACUGUCCUCAUCCUUCCCGUCCGCGAAUUGAAUCUUACCUUCAUUAAAGAAUAUAUUACGCACAGAAAGCCAUUAGGUGGUCUAUUGCUUCUACUCCCCCCAGCUUUUAGUCUUAACUCUGAAAGUGUGGGUGGAGCUCAUCAUGAUUCUGCAAAAGACCUUAUGAAGGAAGUAUUGGUUGAACUAGAGCAGUUACUUAUACAUGCUAACACCCCUUAUCCAGUGUACUUUGGUUUUGAGGAUGAUAGUAUUAAUACUGUGCUAGCUGAUGUCAAGAAGAAUGAUGCUACUGGUCAACUGGCAACUGCUACAACUGGCGGAUACAAGCUUGUCGUUGCUGUGCCAGAACCCAAGAAAGUUGCAUCUCCAACCAUUGCAAAUAUCCAGGGGUGGUUGCCAGGAUUGAAAGCUGAUGGUGAUUCAAAUCAACUUCCAACUAUUGCCAUAGUGGCAUCAUAUGACACGUUUGGAGCUGCACCAGCAUUAUCAGUGGGAAGUGAUAGCAAUGGAAGUGGUGUUGUGGCCCUUCUUGAAAUAGCGAGAUUGUUUUCUAUUUUAUAUUCAAAUCCUAAAACUAGAGGAAGGUAUAAUUUACUUUUUGGGCUUACAUCUGGUGGACCUUAUAACUAUAAUGGAACUUACAAGUGGCUUAGGAGUUUGGAUCAGCGUCAACGCGAGACUAUUGAUUAUGCUAUUUGCUUGAAUAGCGUUGGCUCAUUUAACAAUGAUUUAUGGAUUCAUGUUUCCAAGCCUCCAGAAAAUGCUUACAUCAAGCAAAUUUUUGAGGGUUUAUCUAAUGUCGCAGAAGAAUUGGGGCUCAAAGUUGGUCUGAAACACAAAAAGAUAAACAUCUCUAACACUCGAGUGGCCUGGGAGCAUGAGCAAUUUUCGAGACUGAGAGUCACAGCUGCAACACUCUCUGAGCUUUCUGUUGCUCCUGAAUUGCUGCAAAACACUGGAGGUCUAUCAGAUAACAGACAUUUUGUUGAUGAAGCUUUAAUAAGUCGAAGUGUCAAGUUAGUUGCUGAAAGUCUGGCGAGACAUAUUUAUGACUUGAAGGGGAAAGACAUCAAUAUAUUUGCGGAUAAUAGUAGUUUAGCUGUCAAUCCUUCGUAUAUACGUUCAUGGCUAGACCUUUUGUCAAGAACACCUCGAGUGGCGCCAUUUCUUUCAAAAACUGAUCCUAUCAUCAUGGCGCUGAAAAAGGAAUUAGCAGAUCAUACCAUCGAGGUGAAUGUACAACAGGAAGUUCUUGAUGGAAUGUUCACUUUUUAUGAUUCAACAACUGGCAGGUUGCAUAUAUAUCAGGUUGCCAGUGUAACAUUCGACUUACUUUUGCUGCUAGUCCUCGGAUCAUACUUGAUUGUUCUUUUCAGUUUUCUAGUCAUCACAACCAGGGGUCUUGAUGAUCUGAUCAGUCUAUUUCGUCGUCCCCCUUCCCGCAAAGUGAAAACGGCUUGAUUAUGGAGCUGGGUAGUUUACCACCAGGACCCUCCGAGUUUUGGACUUGCAGAUUACUUUUUUUGCAGCUUAAAUGCGGACAUUGAACUUCAGAUGAGUUAUCUGAUGGUCCCUAUGUGUGUAGGUUAACUUAAUUCUGAGUAAACUAGUUAGAAGUUUUGAGUUGGUCGUUAUUUCUUUAACUUUUCCUCGGUGGUUUCCUGAAGGAGAUCACUUGGCUGCUAUAAACAAAUUUUGUUGAGACUACCCUGUAAUCCUCCAGCUGGCUCUCCUUACAAAGAGACAUAGCUUCUAUGUUAGAUCCCGAUUUUAAGCGAGGUUGUAUUUUCGAAAAAACUGAUUCAUUUAUCAUCUGAUAUGGUACUUGAACAUAUUUGGCUUGAAAUCAACUGGCAUCUUUUCCAUGACA